Corylus avellana is the source of this 768-nucleotide messenger RNA. The record is from RefSeq and is a predicted model, not a curated record. Lineage: Eukaryota; Viridiplantae; Streptophyta; Magnoliopsida; Fagales; Betulaceae.
CUCAAUCAACACAAAUUAAGUUGAAAAAUCGUCAAAAUUGGCCACUCAAUUGGAGCACCCGUCAAGCAGCACUCGAGCGGUGUGAGUCCCCUGUUUGCACCCAAAAGGGGUGCUUGCGGUCCUACAUCGUAAAGUUACGCCUUUUUCAUAUGAAAUACGUACAUGCAUUAAAAGUUGGCAACCGCGUCGUUCAGGUUGUGUCCUUUACCUUGUAAAUCCUCAACUACUAGGUGUCUAUGGAGAACUUGUAACUUGGAAGGCAGAGAGAUCUAGAUCUGCAAAUCAAUGGAAAGUAGUACUCUUCCCUUUACGUUUAUUGUUCUUAACUUGGUCUUUUUCUGCUUCCAAAUCUCCUUAGCAGUUGACAGCAUUACUCGAUCACAAACUGUCACUGAUGGCAGAACCUUAGUUUCCAAAGACGGAAGCUUUGAACUUGGUUUCUUCAGUCCCGGGAGUUCCAAGAGUCGUUACUUGGGAAUUUGGUACAAGAAAAUCCCAGAUACAGCUGUCGUUUGGGUUGCAAACCGGGUUAACCCAAUCAAUGACUCAUCUGGGAUUUUGGCAAUAAACGGCAGGGGCAAUGUUCUCCUCCUCGACAGCAGCAAGACGGUUGUUUGGUCUACAAACUCUUCGAAACAGCCUCAGAAUCCAGUGUUGCAACUCCUAGAUUCGGGAAAUCUUGUCUUGAGAGAUGAUGGGAAAGAUGGAAAUUCAGACAACUAUUUGUGGCAGAGCUUUGAUUACCCAUCUGAUAUUUGUGGCAGAGCU